GCAAUAUUCAGGUUAAGCUGCAUGUAAAUGUCAUUGUGAUAGUAUAUGGGGGUGUUGCCAGCCUUUGCUACAUGUAUUUCAACAGGCGCGGGAAGAACCAAUUACCUGCAAUUUCAGAUUGGAUUUACAUUUAAAAAAAAGGUCAAUACCUUGAUAACUAUGGCGUCUGAGUUCAGCUCAGUAGAAGAGGGCGUUGUUUGUGAAGAAGCCAACUGCGAAUCGAUUACUGACCUCACGUUCUAUGUGAAAGAGAAGAAGAAGCUCUGUCAUGACUGCGCUUUGAAAAAAGAUUGCAUCGGAAUAGCACGAAGAGGUGUACCUAAUAUAUUGUGUAAAGAACAUGACGAAUUGAUACGUUUGUAUUGCAGAACACAUAACGUAGCAUUAUGUUAUUCCUGUGCAUCGAUAGAUCAUCGCCAACAACAAUGCGUUCAAGAGGAUAUCAUGAUCGCACUGAAGAACAAUAGAGAAGAUCUCAGCAUGCUCAAAAAUAAAGUGAUUGAUAAAUCAGAGUUAUGUCGCAUCUAUGGGAAUGGGAUUUAUAAGACCAUACAAGCCAAAGACGAACAUCUGCAAGAUAUUCAGAAUGAUGUUGAUUCCGAAAUCGAAAACGCAAUCGAAAGAGACAGAACCAGAGAAAAGGAACAUGCUGAUAAAAUCAAUAACGAGAUAGAUAGAGAAAAUGAAGAUUUUCAAGAUGAGAUUCGAGAACUUCAAGAGAAAAUUCAAAAGAACAAUGAGAAGAGAAAAAAGCGGCACGAAGAAAAUCGUUCAAUUGCAGAGAAAAGACGAAAACCGAUAAUUGAUACACAACGCAUUCUUCAUGGUGACAUUCAGAAGAUCGCUCAAGAGAUCGAGAGAAAGGUUAGAGAGCUUGAGAAAUCAUGGCAAGACGACACUAAAUCAACAGAGAAAGCAAAAGAGACACUGGAAAGAAUUCUUGAAGACGAUAAAAAUAUUGUCAUAGAAGGACAUCGUGUGCAUGCAUCAGUGAGUGAGGAACUAAAGAAGCAACUGAAUGAGGGUGAGGUGAAAGAAAUAAAUCGUGUUGUAUCAGGUUUGAGGUUUGUGAAGGGUGUUGGGAGAGAGAAGUAUGAUGGAAGAAUUGAUGGGUAUGAUGGAGAGUGGAAGCUUAUUAAUACAAUCAAUGUCAGAGAUAAAAUCAUGUACCCUUACAUUGUUGGAUGUGUAGAUGAUGAAAAGGUGAUGAUACUAGAUGCAUUGAAUGGUCAAGGGCAUACCUACAUUUUAAAUUUGAACAGUAAAAUUAAUCAGAGAGUGAUCAACGGUAGUGAUACAUCAUGUAUAAUCUCAUGUGUAGCACUGAAUGAUGGCAAGAUAGUAUGUGGUAGAUACUUCGAAGGUUGUAAAGGAGACAGUCUACCUGGGUGCAUCAGUGUAUACGACAGGCAGUGGAAUCACAUCAAUGACGUCACAAUACCAAGAAACACGAUGCACAAUGAUGCAUGGGUGCUCGUUGAAAUCGAUCAGGAUGGGAUGAUCAUCGCUGUUGAAUUGGGUCAGUCUAUGAUAUACGUCGUCAACCCAGUUAAUGAUGAGAUUAUCAAUACCAUCACGUGUCAAGAGAAUAUAGUAAUGCGCGAUGUGCUGUCAUCAGGUCACAUUAUCGCUCGACCUUUACCAUCUGAUCGCAGAGCACUCAUCAUUGACAGAGAGGGUGAUCAUAGGGAAAUCCCCCACAGUGAUGUCAUCUUGAAUGUGUGUGGUGAUCGUAUGACAGACGACCUCUACGUCGUGACAUCAGAUGAUGAUAACAAGACGUGUGUGAUUGAUCAGGUGAUGAGUGAGGGUGAUAUGAAGAAGAGAAAAGUAGCAUCAUUCCCUUUAUCAACUAGACUGAAUAGAUAUAAUAGAUUUAAUCAUCUUUUCGCAUCUCGAGUGAUUAUGACGUCAUCAGGGAAUAUGAUUGCAUGUGAUGGAGACAAUAUUCUCAUAUUCAAAAAGACAUUCAUCCUCUAGAUUCAUGACAGAAUACCAAACAAACAAAUGAUAUUGGGAAUGCUGCUACAUCUUACCAUUAUGUGCUUUCAAAUUGAAAAGAAAAAAAAAUGAAAACGCAUGAUUCCUUGUAAUUCAUGGUUUCUUUAUGGGUAAGCUUCAUAGUCAUAUUGGAAACCUAUCAGGGUUAAUGCCCUUUUAUUGUACACGUUGUGUCAGAUGAUAUUUUAUAAUAUACGCCGUUGCUUUAUAACACUUCCCUGGUUGGAUUGAGUAAACAUUACUAUCAAUUGUGUCUGCAUGACGGCUCAAAAUUACUGGACCCGUGCAUAUAUUCAUUUAAGUUCAGUUCCAUAUGUUACAUUGAACAGUUAAAAUGUUCCCCUUUUAUCAUGUUCAUGUAAUCAUGCCGGUCAAAAAAGUAUCAUUUUAAUAGUCCAUCGCGAGUAUUAUAGGUAACAAAGUCUUGUCUUGCUAAUGAAACAGGAGUUGUUAUUCUAAAUAAAUGUUCAGUGGUAUCUUGAUUCAGUUAUACAAAUUAACAUUACAUAAAGCGCUAUACUCCUAUAUGGAUUGAAUUUGUGUACUUUGGACUCCUUUGAAAACACGUCAUAUUAAACCAUAAUUUGUUCUCAUAAUAAUGUUGCGAUUUUAGAGAGGAUCGUGGUCACGUUCGCUAUACCUCGAUGCGCAUUACAUCUAAACAUUGCCUGCUUGUUUGUAUAUUUUCACUUCCAACAUCAGAUCAAGAUAUCCCAUCAAAGUAUUUUGAUGUGGCUACAUACGAAACAGCCCCUGGAAUGAUCUCAAAGCAUGACAUGAUUAUAAUUACCUGGAUUUACCGAGAGAGGGGGCUGUUACAAUGAUUACGAUACAUUUUGGUAAAUUGCACUUUAUGCUCUUGC
This is a messenger RNA of Lytechinus pictus (painted urchin), 2864 nucleotides long. RefSeq lists its product as uncharacterized. NCBI's taxonomy places the organism in Eukaryota, Metazoa, Echinodermata, Echinoidea, Temnopleuroida, Toxopneustidae. The transcript has 2 exons. Gene Ontology annotation, molecular function: zinc ion binding. Bases 46 to 1980 code for a protein of 644 amino acids. The record is from RefSeq and is a predicted model, not a curated record.